Molecule: messenger RNA, 819 nt
Organism: Dioszegia hungarica
Lineage: Eukaryota; Fungi; Basidiomycota; Tremellomycetes; Tremellales; Bulleribasidiaceae
Product: casein kinase II, regulatory subunit
Exons: 7
Coding region: 1-819 (272 amino acids)
Cellular component (GO): cytoplasm; protein kinase CK2 complex
Molecular function (GO): protein kinase regulator activity
Source: RefSeq, a predicted model, not a curated record
AUGGAAGAAUUAUCCUCCGGUUCCGAGUCCGACUAUGCCGCGACAUGGGUAUCCUGGUUCCUGUCGACAAAGGGCAAUGAAUACUUUGCUGAGGUCGACGAAGACUAUAUCCUGGACCGAUUCAACCUGACCGGGCUGAACGGGGAGGUAGUACAGGAGUACUCGAGGGCGCUGGACUUGAUCACAGACUCGCUAGAUGACGAAGGUCUCGAUGAGGAUGUCCGGGAAGCCAUCGAGUCAUCCGCUCGGUUUCUCUACGGCCUGAUUCACGCGCGGUACAUCAUCACCAUGCGCGGACUAGCCAAGAUGCUUGAGAAGUUCCGCAAAGCAGACUUUGGCCGCUGUCCCCGCGUAUACUGCUACCAGCAAGCCCUCCUCCCUGUCGGGCUCUCCGAUAUCCCCUACCACAAAGCCGUCAAGCUCUACUGUCCCCGCUGCGAAGACAUCUACUCGCCCAAAUCCAAUCGCCACGGCUCGAUCGACGGCGCGUACUUUGGAACCACGUUCCCCCAUAUGCUGUUCAUGGUCUACCCGCAAAUGAUUCCCAGCAAGGGGCAGAGUGCCGGCGAGGGCGGGAGACUGGGCAUGGGCAUGGGGAUGGGCAGUGGGAGUGGGAAUCUGAACUAUGGGCCCCCCGCGGAUGUGGGGAGCGCAAGUACGGCGACGGCCGCGAUGAAAGCGGAGAAGUAUGAGCCGAGGAUGUAUGGGUUUAGGGUGCAUGAGGAGGCGAGAUUGAGUAGGUGGAGGUUGGCCAAACGGGAUGGGCAAAUAGCCAGACUGGAAGCGCUCGAAAGGGAGACCAACCCGCCUAAUCUGUAG